AUGUCCAAUAGCUUUGCACAACACGCAGCAGCACCUGUGGAUCUCCGCGACCAAGAAGUCAAAGAAGAGAUCAGAUCCUGGCAGAAGCGGGAGACACGCUACUACCUGCUCAAGGACGUGAACUCGGCAAUCGACUACGCGGCACAUGAGCUGGAGCGCAUCGACUUUAUUUGGGGCCGCAUCCGCUUGGACCGCGAUGCAUCGUCGCCGGCUAUCAAAGCUGACAUUCGUGUGGAGGGCCACCUCGUGGUGUUUGGCCGGAUAGAAAUCAAGCUCACCAAAUCCCAGCGCAAUGCACCGAUCAUCAGCACACUGCAGCAGUAUUGUGUGUUGAAUCAGAUCCUCGAGUUCCACGGUAUCGUGCAAAGCCAAAUGGGGAGGCUGGCGAUACUCAAGGAGUUCUUACAUGUGCAGCGUCAAGAUCUAAUGAAUGAACAUUCUAGCAAUGAGGACGUCGAGAUGUACGUGGAGAUCGUGCAGCACACGUUCCAGAGUCUAGAUCGUAUCUGCCAGGAGCUCCGCAAUGCAGCAGAUGUCCUGCGGCUACCCAGUUGUCGUCGGUUCCCGUACUGCUCCCAUGUCGAUCACAGCUUCAAGCCUGCACUUCCACACGAGGUCAUUGUUGACUUCUCCGUUCAUCGCGGCGAAUUGCUGUUGGAGGCUUUCGGAAUAAAGGCUACCCAAAAAGCGAUUACGAAUAUCCCGGGUGGCUGUGCAUCGAGGAAGGAUGUUAUCGGUUGUGUUUGUGCCUUGCGGGGCCAAAAAGUCGAGAUAAUGGAGUAUGCACGAAUUUCAGUGCCAAUCCCGCAGCUGGAGGAAAUACUGGUCCAUCUCGACAAGCAGGUCGCAUGGCUGGUACACGUUCGAGAUAAUGUCAGGGCACUACUCGACUGUCAAGACCAGUAUAUAUGA
Molecule: messenger RNA, 912 nt
Organism: Peronospora farinosa
Lineage: Eukaryota; Oomycota; Peronosporomycetes; Peronosporales; Peronosporaceae
Source: the annotation of a GenBank genome assembly